CUGGGCCCGCCGCCCGACACCGAGCUGUGCCUGGUGGACCUGCCGCCGCUGAGGGCCUCGCUGUUCCGGGCGCCGCUGGACUGUGAGCGCUGCCGCCACGUGAGCGCCGUGCACCGCAGGAGCAACCUGAGCCAAGAGGAGUUCCUGCGGCGCUACGCCUACUCCAUGCAGCCCGUGGUGGUGGAGGACGGGCAGAGGAACUGGACCGCCGGCGGCGUCUUCAGCUUCGACUUCUUCACCCGCAUCUACGGCGGCGGCGAGAGGGAGCGCGAGGGCGAGGGCGAGGGCCGCCCGGCACCGGGCACCAGGACUGGCACCAGCCCCGACUGCCAGUUCUUCCCCUACGAGACCGACUUUCACGACCUGGCCGAGGUGUUCCGCAUGGAGGCGGGCAGGGCCGGCAUGGAGGGCGACACCGAGCCCUGGUACAUCGGAUGGAGUAACUGCAACUCCAGUGUAGCCAACAUCCUGAGACAGCACUACAAACGACCCUAUUUUAUUCCAACCAUUUCUGAAUCCAGUAAAAUGGACUGGAUAUUCAUGGGAGUGCCGGGGCAUGGAGCCCAUAUGCAUAUUGAUGAUGUAGAUAACCCAUCAUGGCAGGCCCAGAUCAGGGGUACCAAACACUGGAGGCUGGAACCUCCGGCAGAAUGUUACUACGAAUGCCCUCUUCUGGAAACGGUCGUCUAUCCAGGGCAGAUCAUUGUAUUGGACACGAAUAAAUGGUUUCACGAAACUCACAUUUUGGGCGAGGAGCUCAGCAUAACCAUUGGUUCAGAGUACGACUGAGAGGCGACCCUCGAACCUCAGGGAGAAGGAGCCAGUCACUACACAAUGCAGAUCACAGCUGAGAAGAGCUGCGGGUUUACAGUCAGAGAGACUCGGUCCAGGCCUGUGUCUAAUAGGAGCCUCGUGUGUUACAGGGCAACGCCACACAGCACAGAAUGCUGGAUUACUGGGAGGAACUCUGCCAACAGACAGGCUGACAUAGGGUUGUUUAUUCUCACCUGUUGCCCUGAACAUUUAAGCCACGGUGUGUUCUACAGUUUUAAAUAUUCACAAUGGCGAUUGGGAAAUGAGGGACUGGUGGGGUUUACCUCUUGUUUCAAUUUCUACGAGAAAAAAGUGAACUGAUUUUUUUUUCUUACGAUGCACAGCACGGUAAAAGCUCCUGGCCCCAGUGUGACAACCCAAAGGUUUUCACUGCAAGGAUUUUGCAAUGAAUGCCUCUCUAUGCCCCCGUAGACUCCCUGGCAUGAUGUCUACAGUUUGUGACACCAGGCUCUACGUCUUGUGGGACGUGUUACAAAACUGCCAGUUGUAUUUAAACACAGUAACACACACACAAAUACACAUCAAUACAUCAGCUACUGAGAAAACCACAGCAUACAUUCCCAUCUUCGCUUGAUCUAAACCAGAGAUCUCCAACCGGUCGAUCUGGGUGGUGUCUCGUAUGUGCUCAAUAAAAACAAGAGGCAGGAGAGAGAUUUACUGCAGUUUCACCAUUUCACCAUUGGUUUAAGUCUGUGAUUGGCUUAUAAUCCGCAUUAGCCCCCACCCCUCCAAUUCCCCUCUCUUAUACCCCUCUCUUAUACCCCUCUAUUCCCUUCUCCCUUAUGUAUGUGUCACGUUUCCUCUUAAACACAUUGAUAUUUGCUUCAACCACAGCUUCCAGCAGUGAGUUCUACUUUUGCACCACCCUCUGGUGUAUGAAGAAGUUACAAAAGAACAUGGACAUGCAAUUGUGGUUCAAUAGAUCAUUGAUUCCACCAGACUGCUUUAAUAGAGUUUACAACAACUUUCUAUUGUCAUGAUUAUUCCACACUUUAGAUAAACCAAUCUUUUAUUUUCAGAUGCAUUCACCCCCAUCCUCGCCUGACUCCACUGGCUUCCCAUCACUCAGAGGAUACAGUUCAAGAUUCUGAUCCUCACCUUCAAAGCCUUCCAUGGCCUUGCUCCCCCUACCUCUGACCCGUUACGAUCCUGCCUGCUCCCCCCCCCGCCCUCCUUCCCCGAUCCCAACUCCCCGCUCGGGUCUGAAACACUGACUAUCCAGCGCCUUGGAAUGUCCUCCUGACAUGAAAGGUGCUAUACAAAUGUAAUUUUGUUGUUACAUUGCUGUCCAAUCUACAGGUUUGAAAUUCUUUAAACUGCAUUACAAGUCACUUCCGUUGACCAUUUGCACAAUUGUGCAGAUUUUUUUCCAGUCAUAUAUGUUUACAGCUGUGGUAUUUUGUCACUGCAGCCCUUGUUUAUACAACACACAAGCCAUGCGGGUCUAAGGUCUUAGGGUAUUACGGUCAUAAAAUGCUGUAACUUGAAUUUGUUUCACAAGCAAUACCCAUGAGCAUUCUUGUCAAAAAACACCUCUCAGUUAUUCCAUGUGUGUUCUGUAUAUAAGGAAAUGCAUGUAAAAGAUUACUGUGAGUGACUUUGUCAUUAUUACCUUUCACUUCAUCUGUACUGUGAGGUUAUAUCAAAUGUGAUCUCUGAGCUCAAGCUUUGGCAAGGUAUUGACACCCGAGACGUCACCUUCAAGGAAUGAAAGGACAAAAAUAGAGUAAGAUGUGCUGUGUUGUUAAAAGUGAACUUUGAAGUAUUGAUGGAUAAAGUUUAAACUUA
This is a messenger RNA of Callorhinchus milii (elephant shark), 2622 nucleotides long. RefSeq lists its product as uncharacterized. The coding region runs from base 166 to 789 and encodes 207 amino acids. The transcript is spliced from 4 exons. Lineage: Eukaryota; Metazoa; Chordata; Chondrichthyes; Chimaeriformes; Callorhinchidae. The record is from RefSeq and is a predicted model, not a curated record.